AAUUAUAAUAAAAUAUGAUAAUUCACUUCGUGUAUUUAUCGAACUGACAACAGGUCUUAUAGUUCCUGUUAAGACGAACAUCGUCAUUCACCAGCAGAACUCAGCAUCAUUUAUAUUGAGGUCAUUUAAUAACAAUUCCAGCCAAACUGCCAGAUACAGAAAUUGGAAACAAUGCAUCUAAAAUUGAUAACAUCUCUCUUGGUGAUUAGCCUGUGGGCAUGUGCCCCUGCACAUUCCACAUACAAUGCAGUAUUGGACAGAAUUAUGCGUCUAGCAGAAUUCAGGGAUAUGGAGGAGAACCCGGCUUCAUAUAUUGAUGACGACCGUUCAGCCAGCAGGAAGAACUGGUUAAAUUCUCCGUCAGACUCGAAUUUAGAUUUAAGUUACCGUGAUUUCCUUGGUGCAACCAACCAGCGGGAUGAAGAAUACCUUCCUGAAAAUACCCUUUGGGGUUAUCAGUUCAUUUCAGGAGGCUCUGGAGAACAGCAUUUGACACCGCAAGGGAAACAGAAGACUACUAAACAGGAAAUAAAGUCUGAUAAGGAUUUACCAGCUUACUGCAAUCCACCGAACCCUUGUCCAAAAGGAUACACAGAGAGAGAUGGAUGUUUGGAAAAAUUUGAAAAUACUGCUAACAACAACCGAAAAUAUCAAGAGUCUCAGAACUGCCCCUGUGAUGCUGAUCACAUGUUCACCUGCCCUGCCGGCAGUAAAGUGAUCAAUACCAAAAGUCGAAAGGCUACUGCUAGUAUUGGAUCUGGUGUUGCACAUGCCCUUGGAGAUCAAGAAAGCAAUGAGAAACGCCAGUCAGUAGUUGCAAAGAAGUCUCCUUUGCCACUUAGUCCUUACCAGGUGAUGUCUGAUGUCUAAAUUCUAAUGGAAAAGCUUGGUUUGUGGGUUGAGAACCAACUUUUCUCUGUUGAAGAGGACCUUGAUAUAUAAACCAG
Messenger RNA from Octopus bimaculoides (California two-spot octopus), 947 nucleotides. RefSeq names its product neuroendocrine protein 7B2. The record is from RefSeq and is a predicted model, not a curated record. Gene Ontology annotation, molecular function: enzyme regulator activity. Gene Ontology annotation, biological process: neuropeptide signaling pathway; regulation of hormone secretion. NCBI's taxonomy places the organism in Eukaryota, Metazoa, Mollusca, Cephalopoda, Octopoda, Octopodidae. Gene Ontology annotation, cellular component: secretory granule.